Molecule: messenger RNA, 1711 nt
Organism: Aphanomyces invadans
Lineage: Eukaryota; Oomycota; Saprolegniomycetes; Saprolegniales; Verrucalvaceae
Exons: 1
Coding region: 1-1650 (549 amino acids)
Source: RefSeq, a predicted model, not a curated record
AUGCAAAAACCAGACGCCGCCGUGCGUGUCCACCGCACGGUAUCCACCGGCGCAGCCGAGAACGUGCCUCCAUUCAAACACUCGCCACCAACCCCCCAUCCACUCGACACUGUCGUGGGCCCUCACAGCACCAUGCUGCGAAGAGACCCGGCGUACCAACCCCCGACAAGUCGGUUUGCCGCCGCUCCUCUCAGCCGAGCACACGAGCGCAAGCUGAAGCAACUCGGUCGGACGCUGCUCAAGCAAGCGAUUGUCGAAUGUGAAACGUCGCUGCAAGGGAUGGACCAGCACUGGAAGCACGUGCGCAACUCGUACGGCAUUAAGGUGUACAAGGCCAAGACGAUCCACGCGCCGUCCCAGAUCAUGACGACCGGCAUCAUCAAGGCCAGUUUGAACCAAGUCAUGCAGUGUCUGUACGCGGACAACACGGCGCAGUUCCGCAUGCUGAACGCUCUCCUCAUGCCGAAAGAACACCUCGACUGCGAAGUGCUCCAUGCGCUCGAUGUCCAAGACGACAGCCACCCGUUUCGAUUCAACGGCGUCAAGUGGUGCGCGACCACGUCGGGGUCGCUUGGCAAGACGAAAGACCUGUGCUACUUCGAGUCGACGGGACUGACCCAGACCCUGGACAAGGACGGCCACCCCCUCGAGUACGGCUACUGCUUUCUCGAGUCGUACGACUUGCCGCAGUGCCCCAAGCUGGACGCGUUUUCGAUCGGCCGCGCCAAGAUCUCGAUUCGCCACAUCUUUCGAGAGCUUCCGAUGGGGGCGACCGUCGUAAUGACACACUCCACGGUGGACUCGUCGACGUUGCCGAUGUGGAUCCACCCGCAGGGAUCAAUCCCCCCGCAAGUCUUGUCUAUUGUCAACGCCGCCGAAGUUGCACAGUCGGUGGAACUUUCCCUCCGCGUGCACCAGCAAACGUCGGAUGGCCUGACUGUGUACAACAAGGCCGCCACCGCGACCCAUCACAACACGAGCCCCAGGCCAUGGGCCAAGCUCUCGUUUCUGCUCAACCGUCAUCCCAAGUGCACCCUGUGCCGCAACGAAGCCCCCAAGCUCAUUCGCCGACGGAUCGUCGAAGUGGAAGGCAAUGGCAUCAAGACGUCACGGCAAUUGUUUUGCUGCACCUGCGCGUCCCCCACUGUGUCAUCUUUUCCGACGCCUGUGGGGCUCGCCCCAACACCCGUUGACUACGAGGACAACGACGAUGAUGGAUCGUCCAUGCUCUUGUCCAUGCGAAGCAGCAGCACGCUUCAUGUGUCUGGGUACGCUUCGUCGUCGUCAUCGUCUGCGUGUUCGUCAGAGUCGUCCGUGCACAUGCUCGAGCUGGACGACGAGGACGCGUUGGACGAGCUGUCGUACUCGGGGCUUCCGUUCACACGUGUCCCGCCGCCGCCACUGGUUCACAAGUCGAGUCAAGUCGUGUACCACAGCGAGACGGAGGACUCGUCCGACGAGUGCUCCGAGUCUCCGCGACAGCCUGAUGAGUUCUGUUGCCACAUGCACUCUGUCCACCCCGCGUCGACAUCGAUCGCGACCGAGCUCUCCCGACUCACUGUGCAAAUGGACCACAUUUGGGGCAUCGUCCGCGCCAACAAAACGCAAGCCGACUACUUUCGAGGCUGCAACCGCAUAGAAUAUUUAUGAUCUGUACAAUACAAGCACCGUCCUCACGGGUCGCAACGUGGGGAUGGAUCCUUCCCAUGAA